AUGAGUAAAUCGCUAAUGAGAAUCAGAUUUCUAGGUUCGGAUACUGUCGAGCUUUACACUCCAACAAGCUCUGAGUCAUGGAAGAUUCACCGGAAGCUUGUGGUAUCAAAAUGCAAAGCUUUGGAAUCAGCAUUUACUCAGAACUUCUCGGAGCGCACUUCUGGGCAAUACACCUUCAAGGAAACAACCCAUGACACUGUUGCACGGUUCAUUGAAUGGACGUAUAGGGGUGAUUACUCGGAGGAUGAGCUCACGCCUAUGGACGUACCCCACGCAGAGAAGCCUGAUCCCAAUUCCCCUCAGUCAGGGCUUACGAGCGACGAAAACAAAACUUUGCAGGCACAUACCCCCUUAUGCCAUCUAAGAGUCUACAUCUUUAGUGACACUUAUUUGGUCAGUGAACUCAAAGACCUGUCAUUUGAGAAGUUCACAGCGGUUGUGAGAGACAUAGGAAGACCAAAGAAUCUGGAUGAACAGCUUGCGGUCAUUGAUUGUCUGUCGUUGGCAUUUUCGAAGUUGCCCCUCCACGAUAAGCUUCCUGCAUGGCUGGCUCAAUAUGCUGCUUGGUGCCUAGAAAACUUACGACUUCAGACCAAGUUCCAUGAGUUGCUCCAAGCCAUCCCAUCACUAAGUUAUCGCAUGAUGGAUACUUUAAACCCGGCUAAAGAGGCUCCUUGGGAUGUCAAACCCUUCAAAUACCGCGUCCCCUCCUACGAUGCCAGCGGUUUGUUUGAGGACAACGACUACUGA
Molecule: messenger RNA, 750 nt
Organism: Penicillium verrucosum
Lineage: Eukaryota; Fungi; Ascomycota; Eurotiomycetes; Eurotiales; Aspergillaceae
Product: BTB/POZ domain-containing protein
Exons: 1
Coding region: 1-750 (249 amino acids)
Source: RefSeq, a predicted model, not a curated record